UUAUUUGAAAAGGUUGUCGAGUCAGAACCGUAUGCCAGUUCAGCAAAAAGUUCAAAGAUAUUUUCACAUCUCACUCAUUCCUACCCUAAAAAGAAGAUUUUGCUCCUCUUCUCUGUCCAUUUCAAAGAUACAAAUUGAAUUGCAAACAUCAAGAUUGGCUUUGGAUCGUGAUAAUGAGCCCCGGUGAAAGCCGUCCCUGCGAUUUCUGCAAUCAGCAGAUUGCUGUCCUUUACUGCCGAGCUGAUACAGCAAAGCUCUGUCUUUUUUGUGACCAACUUGUUCAUUCAGCUAACGCCCUCUCCAAGAAGCAUCUUCGUUCUCAGAUCUGUGAUAACUGUGGCUCAGAACCUGUCUCUAUCCGUUGCAACACCGACAACCUUGUACUCUGCCAAGAAUGCGAUUGGGAUGCUCAUGGAAGCUGUGCAGUCUCUGGGGCACACGAUCGGACUCCUGUUGAAGGCUUCUCCGGCUGUCCUUCGGCUUUUGACCUUGCUUCAGCUUGGGGUUUAGAUAUUGAGGCAAAGAAACCACCUCAGCAGCACACCUUCUUAGAGUACCCUUCCUGGAUGUCUAAGGAUGCCCCUCCUUCUUCUAUCUUGUUGCAAGAUUUAAUUGUACCUAACGCUAAUAAUUCCGAGAUUUACUCCACCACUGCCUUUGCUCGUGAUGUGGGUAGAAAACAAACUCCAACUUGUGGCAAGCAGAAACAAGUGAUAUUCAAACAAUUAAUUGAGCUAUUCAAGAGAGAUUUCGCAGAUGGGGUUGGAGCUGGAGCCCAAGAUUUGGUUUCAAAGACACCUAAUGGCAGUAGUGAUUGGCAGGGAAAUAUUAAUGCCACGGAUAGAUGUGAGGCGGUCAUGGGUGGUGUCACUCAGAAGCUUGAGCAGCAACAAACGCAAAAUGUGCCAUUUACCUCUUCCAUUAUGCCUCAUAAUCCGAAAGACAGUGACCAAAUGGUGGAACAGAACAUUUUGUGGAGGGGAAAUUCCUUUCAUCAAAACACUCAGAUAUGGGAUUUUAAUUUGGGGCAGUUGAGGAACCAUGAACAGUCUAGCUCAUUGGAAGCAGACUACAGUGAGAGCGACAUGGCUUACAUGAUGAAAAGCUAUGGUGAACUCAUAAAAGGAACAUCAUUAGCAACUUCAAAAGGAUUAGGACUCUCAGGCAUUAAUUGCUCCAUUGCCCGUGACGAUAUGACAGCCUUCAGUAAUAAUUCGAAUAACCGAGCGGCAAGCCAGGGGCCAGCGACAUCUGAGAGCAACAAUUUACCAAGAAUAAAGACAUCAUCUGACUCAGGUUAUGUUAGGGCGAAAUGUUGUGGUGUAUCUACAGAUCUUAACUUUAUGGACCAAAGCAUUGUUGUGGGAGGUGACAACGCCGGUGCAGAAACACGCAAGGCUGAUAUGGAGCUUCUGGCAAAGAAUAGAGGAAAUGCAAUGCAACGUUAUAAGGAGAAAAAGAAAGCACGAAGAUAUGAUAAGCACAUUCGAUAUGAAUCGAGGAAGGCAAGAGCUGAUACUAGAAAGCGAGUUAAGGGUCGAUUUGUGAAGGCUAGUGAAGCUCCAGAUGGCUGAAUACCUGUUGAAUGACUGAGGAUAAGGAUCUUUUUGUCUCUGUAUGUAUAUAUUUCUUAGACUACCUGAUAUUUGUAACCUUAGGUUUCCUGUGAUGCUCUCUGUGGCACCAAUUGUUAGUAAUAUUCUAGUCAAGCUUUGUGCUUCUGCGUAUAUAUCAAGUGCUCGCAUGUACAACCUUGAUCAUCAAUCAGGUUUGUGGCUAGAUCCCUCACCGGGGAGCCAGCUGUUUGAUGCAAGUCUUGGAAGUGGAUAGCCUAAGUAUAAUCAAUUCACUCUCCCUCUGGCAAUACUUGUCGCGUGAUGUCUUUUUUGGUGACAUGCAUUCAUUCUUUUGAGAUCCGAGUGAUCAAAUUCUUGCUGAGUUUAGCUGAUAAUAAACACACAGUUAAAGUCCCUUCAACA
This is a messenger RNA of Solanum dulcamara, 1979 nucleotides long. Its product is annotated as zinc finger protein CONSTANS-LIKE 14-like. Lineage: Eukaryota; Viridiplantae; Streptophyta; Magnoliopsida; Solanales; Solanaceae. The record is from RefSeq and is a predicted model, not a curated record. The coding region runs from base 174 to 1574 and encodes 466 amino acids. Gene Ontology annotation, molecular function: zinc ion binding; protein binding. The transcript is spliced from 4 exons.